Messenger RNA from Pipistrellus nathusii (Nathusius's pipistrelle), 2397 nucleotides. NCBI's taxonomy places the organism in Eukaryota, Metazoa, Chordata, Mammalia, Chiroptera, Vespertilionidae. The record is from the annotation of a GenBank genome assembly.
AUGUUGGAAGAAGACUCAGAUCAAACCUACGAGAACGUCCUGGCUGAGAUUCAGUCCUUUGAGUUACCCAUUGAAGCUACUUUAAGGUCUGUGUAUGAUGACCAACCAAAUGCACACAAGAAGUUUAUGGAAAAGUUAGAUACUUGUAUCCGUAAUCAUGACAAGGAAAUUGAAAAGAUGUGUAAUUUUCACCAUCAGGGUUUUGUAGAUGCGAUUACAGAACUCCUUAAAGUAAGGACUGAUGCAGAAAAACUGAAGGUACAAGUUACUGAUACCAACCGACGAUUUCAAGAUGCUGGAAAGGAGGUGGUAGUCCAAACAGAAGAUAUUAUUCGAUGUAGAAUUCAGCAGAGGAAUAUUACAACUGUAGUAGAAAAAUUGCAGUUGUGCCUUCCAGUGCUGGAAAUGUACACUAAGCUAAAAGAACAGAUGAGUGCAAAAAGGUAUUACUCUGCUCUAAAAACUAUGGAACAAUUAGAGAAUGUAUAUUUUCCCCGGGUUAGUCAAUAUCGAUUUUGUCAGCUAAUGAUAGAAAAUCUUCCUAAACUCCGUGAGGAUAUUAAAGAAAUCUCUAUGUCUGAUCUCAAAGACUUUUUGGAAAGCAUUCGAAAACAUUCUAAUAAAAUAGGUGAAGCAGCAAUGAAACAGGCACAACAGCAGAAAACCUUCAGUGUUGCUCUGCAGAAGCAAAAUAAUGUAAAAUUUGGGAGGAACAUGCAUAUAAAUGAUAGAUUUACAGAAGAAAGGAAUGAAAUUGUGUUGAAACAUACAUUUGAGGAAGAGGAUGAGAAUGAAGAGGAGGUCUUAACUGUUCAAGAACUCGUUGAUUUUUCUCCAGUUUAUAGAUGUUUGCACAUUUAUUCUGUUUUGGGUGAUGAGGAAACAUUUGAAAAUUAUUAUCGAAAACAAAGAAAGAAACAAGCAAGACUAGUAUUGCAGCCCCAGUCAAAUAUGCAUGAAACAGUUGAUGGCUAUAGAAGAUAUUUCACUCAAAUUGUAGGGUUCUUUGUGGUUGAAGAUCAUAUUUUGCAUGUGACCCAAGGAUUAGUAACCAGGGCAUACACUGACGAACUUUGGAACAUGGCCCUCUCAAAGAUAAUUGCUGUCCUUAGAGCUUACUCAUCUUAUUGCACUGAUCCUGAUCUUGUUCUGGAGCUGAAGAAUCUCAUUGUAAUAUUUGCAGAUACUUUACAGGGUUAUGGUUUUCCAGUGAACCGGCUUUUUGACCUUUUAUUUGAAAUAAGAGAUCAAUACAAUGAAACACUGCUUAAGAAAUGGGCUACAGUUUUCAGGGACAUUUUUGAAGAAGAUAAUUAUAGCCCCAUCCCUAUUACGAAUGAAGAAGAAUAUAAAAUAGUCAUCAGUAAAUUUCCCUUUCAAGAUCCAGACCUUGAAAAGCAAUCUUUCCCAAAGAAAUUUCCCAUGUCUCAGUCAGUGCCUCAUAUUUACAUUCAAGUUAAAGAAUUUAUUUAUGCCAGCCUUAAAUUUUCAGAGUCACUGCACCGGAGCUCAACAGAAAUAGAUGAUAUGCUUAGAAAAUCUACAAAUCUGCUGCUGACCAGAACUUUGAAUAGCUGUUUACUGAACCUUAUUAGGAAACCUCAUAUAGGUUUGACAGAGCUAGUGCAAAUCAUCAUAAACACAACACACCUGGAACAAGCUUGCAAAUACCUUGAGGACUUUAUAACUAACAUUACAAAUAUUUCUCAAGAAACUGUUCAUACGACAAGACUUUAUGGACUUUCUACUUUUAAGGAUGCCCGGCAUGCAGCAGAAGGAGAAAUAUAUACCAAACUUAAUCAAAAAAUUGAUGAAUUUGUUCAGCUUGCUGAUUAUGACUGGACAAUGUCUGAGCCAGAUGGAAGAGCUAGUGGCUAUUUAAUGGAUCUUAUUAAUUUUUUGAGAAGCAUCUUUCAAGUGUUUACUCAUUUGCCUGGGAAAGUUGCCCAGACCGCUUGCAUGUCAGCCUGCCAGCAUCUGUCAACAUCCUUAAUGCAGAUGCUACUGGAUAGUGAGUUAAAACAGAUAAGCAUGGGAGCCAUUCAGCAAUUUAACUUAGAUGUCAUACAAUGUGAAUUGUUUGCCAACUCUGAGCCGGUGCCAGGAUUCCAGGGGGAUACCCUGCAGCUAGCAUUCAUUGACCUCAGACAACUCCUUGACCUGUUUAUGGUUUGGGAUUGGUCUACUUAUCUAGCUGAUUAUGGACAGCCAGCUUCUAAGUACCUCCGAGUGAAUCCAAACACAGCCCUUACUCUUUUGGAGAAGAUGAAGGAUACCAGCAAAAAGAACAAUAUAUUUGCUCAGUUCAGGAAGAAUGACCGGGACAAACAGAAGUUGAUAGAGACAGUCAUGAAGCAGCUGCGGAGUUUGGCGAACGGUAUGUCCCAGCACACAUAG